AUGGAGUUUUAUCAAACAAAAGAUCGAUUACAAGAAAUUGCAACCAUUGAUUUUCGAAUUUUAACUGCUCAUUAUGCAAAAUAUCAGAGCUUUGAAGAAAAUCAUCGACAGAAACUUGCCAAAACAAUAAUUUAUAGCAUUUUUGAAGCUGACAUUGACAAAAUACUUACAAAAGCUGAUUUUAAGUAUCUUGCUGCUUUGGUUGUUGAAUUAUUUCCAACAGAAACAAUCGGAACAUAUUAUGUUCCCAGUCACAAAGGAAGUUCGCCAACCGGAAAACUAUUUUCAUGCUAUCGAAACUUGAGAAACACAUUAGCUCAAGUUGGACUCAUUUCAAGAGAUACAAGAAAUAAUCUUCAACCUUCUACUACAAUUGAUGCUUUUCCUGAUAGUCCAGGUGUGGGAGACGAGUCUGAUAAUAACAUUCUUGAAGGAAUUAAUACUUUACGAUUGGAUGCGAAUAAGAAAUUUCCUCAUAUUGAAAAUAUUGAUGUCAAGAAAUCGAUCUCUUCAAUCGCGCCUAAAAUACUGGAUAAAGUGAAGUUACUACGAAACGAAACCAAAGCUGUUAGUUUAUUGAAGGAGUACUUAAAUGACAAAAAAGUUGAUCAGUCAUUACUUGCAUUGAUCUUAUUGCCGUUUAUCUUCAGUCCAGCUCCAUUCAAGCGUAGUUGGGACGAUUCAGCUUCAACAUCAACUGCAAAACAUAGCAAGGCUGACGCUUAUCGCUACUUUUGUUCUCACUUCAAAACAAAAGAAGAAAUGGGAACAUUCGAUGAAACAUCAACUGUGUCAUCUGCAGAUCCUCUUCCACCAAGAAUUUAUAUUAUCGGUUGCCUUAAAAAAGCACCAACAGCUGUCAUUCUUCUUGAUGAUAUCGAAUAUGAAAUCUCCGAUCCACUCGAUGCUUUCGAUGUUAUGUUCAAGAUUUUCAUAGGACUCAAUCUGAAGUAUCCACGACAAUCGGUAAUUGUCUGGACUUUCAUCGAGCGUUUCGUCUACCGUUUGCACCAAAAUCACAUCAACAAUUCUCAACUUCUCACAAUUAUAAACGAAAUGACAAAUUACGCAGGAAAAACACUUAAUGAGGAUAAAAAUGAAGUAAAACCACAAAAUAAUGAUCGGCAAGAUAAUAUUGGAAUUCAUCAAAAGCUUUUGGAUGAUUUUGAAAUAAUAGCAGAUCAGAAAUAUACAAUUAAAACUAGAAAAGACUUGCACAUAAAAGAGAUUUACAGCAAUAAUCAGGCAGAAAAGAAAAAUUACGAAUCAAGUGCUGACGUAGAAAAAUUAGGAUUUGACCACGAAGAUCCUUUCUAUGUUAAAGAUGAGUUUGAGUUUGUUCUUAAUCAGAGAGAUCAAGAAACACAGACAGACGCAUUCGUAGUUUCCGACAAAAGACAGGAAGAUUCUAAUCAAUCAAAGGAUGAUAAAUUAUUUUGUAUUCUUUAUCCUGAUUUUGUUGAUUUAAGCAAAGUUCAGCUUGGUGAACUUUUAACAGAAAAAAUUCAUAAAAUUGAGAAACUUGAAGACAAAAAUCACAAGUUGGAAGUUGCAAUGAAAGCUCUUCUCUGA
Clunio marinus is the source of this 1572-nucleotide messenger RNA. NCBI's taxonomy places the organism in Eukaryota, Metazoa, Arthropoda, Insecta, Diptera, Chironomidae. The record is from the annotation of a GenBank genome assembly.